Messenger RNA from Aspergillus puulaauensis, 822 nucleotides. It is a transcript of the gene RRP40, whose product is annotated as exosome non-catalytic core subunit RRP40. Gene Ontology annotation, biological process: U4 snRNA 3'-end processing; TRAMP-dependent tRNA surveillance pathway; poly(A)-dependent snoRNA 3'-end processing. NCBI's taxonomy places the organism in Eukaryota, Fungi, Ascomycota, Eurotiomycetes, Eurotiales, Aspergillaceae. The transcript has a single exon. Gene Ontology annotation, cellular component: nuclear exosome (RNase complex); cytoplasmic exosome (RNase complex). The record is from RefSeq and is a predicted model, not a curated record. Gene Ontology annotation, molecular function: RNA binding. Bases 1 to 822 code for a protein of 273 amino acids.
AUGUCGUCGCCAUUAAUACUCCUCCCGGGCGAUGAUGUGCCAUCGGAAUAUCUACCCAACAAUUCAGCGCCGUUGCGACUAGGCCCAGGGCUGCGUCUCCUCUCACAACCUCCCUCGUCCACGCCUUCAAGUCAUGUCUUGACCGCCACACAAAGCGGAAUACUCUCUACAGAUAACAAACGACAUGCUGUCUCGAUCCUAUCUUCCUCGAAUCGCCGCUAUGUUCCACUCGCAAACGACCUGGUGAUUGCGCAGGUUCACCACUCAAGCAUCGAUUAUUUCCACUGCAUGAUUACACCACAGUCCGCGCAUGCGCUGCUAGGACAGCUAUCCUUCGAAGGCGCGACGAAGAAAACACGGCCGAUGUUGAGAGGGGGUGACCUUGUCUACGCGCGUGUAUUGUCGACGGGACUGGGACCCGGGGCAGAAGUGGAGCUCGCAUGCGUCAACCCUGCGACUGGGAAAGCUGAACCGGGAGGAUUGGGCCCGUUAACAGGUGGAAUGGUGUUUGAUAUUUCUACUGGGAUGGCUGCCAGGUUGAUCAAAGCGAGCUCUUCGUCAUCAGACAAUCAGGACGGAGUCGCAGGCCUGGUCGUGUUAGACGAGCUGGGCAAGAAGCUCGAGAAAGCCGGGGGGUUUGAAAUAGCUGUUGGGAGGAAUGGAAAGGUGUGGGUGGACUGCUCGAAUAGUGAAGAUGAUGCUGUGAGAGCAACUGUAGCGAUCGGACGGUGUCUCACCACGAUUGAUGAACAUAACCUCAACCCCACCGACCAGAGGAAAUUGGUGACAAGGAUAUUACGGGAAAUGAAAAUAGAGUCAUGA